Exophiala xenobiotica is the source of this 1582-nucleotide messenger RNA. RefSeq lists its product as uncharacterized. Gene Ontology annotation, cellular component: endoplasmic reticulum lumen. Bases 79 to 1476 code for a protein of 465 amino acids. Lineage: Eukaryota; Fungi; Ascomycota; Eurotiomycetes; Chaetothyriales; Herpotrichiellaceae. The transcript is spliced from 2 exons. The record is from RefSeq and is a predicted model, not a curated record. Gene Ontology annotation, biological process: endoplasmic reticulum unfolded protein response; retrograde protein transport, ER to cytosol.
CUCCAACUCUUCCAACGACCGACGCUCCAGUGUGUCAACAUUGUUCCCAACAUCUCUCACGAGCAUGAGGUGACCGGAAUGAGGAAUCUUCGUCUGUUAUAUGUUGGGGCCCUCAUCACGCGGUGUAUUGCCAGCGAGAGCGCCUUCAGCGUAAAUGAUGACCUCUUCGCCUUUCCCCAGUAUACCGUCGAAUUCUCAGAUUCGUACGUCCUAGAAGCCGAUGCGUUGGCUUAUCUGAAUGAUCAAUCACACACGCCUCUCGGUCAUGGCGACCUAUCCCCCAAGCUCAAUCACAGAAGCUAUGAUCCGGCGAUAGAAGGAGACUCCGAUCUGCCUGGUUCUUACGAGCGAAUCCUCCUCGAAGGCUAUCCUCACCUCUGUUUCAUACCCGAAGCCAAACCGGGUGUCGAGAAUGCCACGAAAGAAGAGCCGUCUGCGACAGACCGCGAGAAAGAGCUGGAUCGCGCAGUCAGCAGAGGUUCGGAGCUACUACAGGGCAUGGCGUCAAAUCAAUGCCUCUACUAUUCUACUGGCUGGUGGACAUAUGCCUUCUGCUACAAUGCGCAAGUGACCCAGUUCCAUGCUCUGCCACCAGGCACAAAUGGUAGGGUCUGGCCACCACAGGAGGAUCCUACCACGCCAAGCUACAUCCUGGGAAAAUUCGCAGACCAGAAAGACAAGAAGUCUUCUGAGCAGUCGCCCUCGGACGGGACGUUGUCUACCGAAGUCAGAUCACAAGCAGAGACAAACUACCUCGUUCAGCGUCUCGAAGGAGGAACACCGUGUGAUCUGACAGGGAACAAUCGGAAGGUUGAGGUGCAAUUCCAUUGCAAUCCUCAAUUGACAGAUCGGAUUGGCUGGAUCAAAGAGACAGCCACUUGUGCCUAUUUGAUGAUCAUCUAUACACCACGGUUGUGUAACGACGUUGCGUUCCAGCCUCCAAAAGAAAGUCGAGCGCAUCCGAUUACAUGCAAAGAGAUCAUCCAGGGAGACGACGUCUCGGCUUGGGAGCCUCGGAGUGAUGAACAAAGCUCGGCUCAGACACUCGACCAAGCCAAAUCUCAGCAGAUCACAUUGGGAAACAUCGAGGUCGGCGCUAUGAAGCAUGUCGGUCGUGACGGCAAGAGGCUCGAGAGAGGACGGAUCGUACUGACUCAAGAUGAGAAGGCCGAGACGGUCAUCAUGCAGAAGAACGGCCAGAUAUCAAGUCUUUCCGCGGCGGAGCUCAAGAAGCUUGAUCUGAGUCCAGAGGACGUGGAAUCGUUCCGGAAAGAGUUGCAGAAGCUGGCAGGCACAAAGGACUGGAAGAUCGAACGGCUCGACGAUGUGAAUGGCCAUAUCCAGCUAAGAGGCGUGGUCGCAUCAGAAGACGAUGAUGAUGAUGAUGAUGACGGUGAAACCACCAAGACAGCCAAACCGGCUGGCAAGAAGGACGAAGAUGCCGGCAGCCAGGAAGAAUACAAAGAGGAAUUAUGAAUCAACAUUCUAUACCCUCACACAUCAUACCUCGUGCGACGCCGCUCACUGUUGAAAAUCGACUAAUCUUGCCUCGACAACUUGGUAACCCUUCCAGUAGAACGUG